This is a messenger RNA of Sinocyclocheilus grahami, 1541 nucleotides long. RefSeq names its product 5-hydroxytryptamine receptor 3B-like. The transcript is spliced from 9 exons. Gene Ontology annotation, biological process: monoatomic ion transmembrane transport. The record is from RefSeq and is a predicted model, not a curated record. Bases 88 to 1461 code for a protein of 457 amino acids. Gene Ontology annotation, molecular function: extracellular ligand-gated monoatomic ion channel activity; transmembrane signaling receptor activity. Lineage: Eukaryota; Metazoa; Chordata; Actinopteri; Cypriniformes; Cyprinidae. Gene Ontology annotation, cellular component: postsynaptic membrane.
CACUUCGUGAUAGGGUAACAUUUUAAAAGCUGGGACAAAGGCAGUGGAAACCACUUGAAUCUGUUUACAGUUUUCUUAAUUGUCAGGAUGAGUCCUGUCCUUUUGCUAUCUUUGCUACUUUCAGUUAUUCCACAGGCUGAGUUAGUCCCAGAGAAACCAAAGAGAUCUGCUCUGAACCAACUCACCAGGUUACUGCUUCGCAAAUAUAACUGUGGAGUCCGGCCUGUCCAGAACUGGACCAAACCAACUACCAUUUACAUUGACCUUAUAAUCAAAUCGGUCCUAGAUGUGGAUGGACAGACUCAGAAAGUGACCACCAGCAUUUGGUAUCGCCAAAUAUGGAACGAUGAGUUUCUUGUUUGGGAUCCUGAAGAGUUUGAUGGAAUCACUGAAAUAUCGCUGUCCUCGGAUGCCAUCUGGGUGCCUGAUGUCAUCAUAAGUGAAUUCGUCGAUGUUGGCAAAUCCCCAGUCAUCCCAUAUGUUUAUGUCAACUGCUCAGGAACAGUAAAAAACUACAAACCCAUCCAGGUGGUCUCAGCCUGUCACCUGGAGAUUUAUGCCUUUCCCUUUGACAAGCAGAACUGCACUCUGACCUUUCGCAGCUGGCUCCACUCAGUGAAUGAAGUGGAUUUAGCUCUGUGGAGGCCUGCUGAGGAAAUCGCCAAUGAUACGAGAGAGUUCAUGAAUGAUGGUGAAUGGGAGCUGCUGUCUGUCCCUUCUCACUACUGGACACUGAAUCUAGAGAACAGAGACUACGCACAGAUUCAGUUUAAUGUGCUGAUCCGCAGGCGCCCCCUGCUGUACGUGGUAAGUCUGCUCAUCCCGAGCAUCUUCUUCAUGGUGGUGGAUGUCACCAGCUUCUAUCUGCCUCCGAACAGUGGCACUCGCAUCACUUUCAAGACCAGCAUUCUCUUGGGCUUCACUGUAAUCAGAGUCAAUCUGAUGGAUGAAAUCCCUGCUACCGCUAUUAAAACACCCCUCAUUGGGGUCUUCUUCGCUGUCUGCAUGGCCCUGCUGGUGCUGAGUUUGGCAAUGUCCAUUUUCGUAGUGAAGCUUUUGCAUUACAGUGAAAAGGAAAUCAAGGAGAUGUCCAUGUCCGCUUGCUUACUAGACAAAUACGGCUCAAUGGAUCAGAGCUUUAUUGAGAGCGCUUUCACAUCGAUGAAGACACUAGAUGAUAUGGAGCAGUCCGGAGGCUUCGAGUUUGAUCUCUCUCCAGAGCCAGACCUGUUCUCUCUGACAGAAGUCUCAAACAAUGACUCUCCACUGGAGAAGAUCCUGCAGGAGGUGGUGUCUCUCAGACUGUACCUUCAGGAGGAGGACAAUGAGGGCAGUUCACAGUCUUACUGGGUGGAACUGUGCCUGAAAGUGGACAAGCUCCUCUUCUGUGUGUACCUGCUAAUUAUGCUCAUCUAUGUCAUGACUCUACUGCUGCUCUGGGGUGUCUGGAGCUCUGCCUGAAAGUCUGAAGGAGGUGGUUGGGGAAAAAGAGGGGUAAUGAGAAGAGAAGGACAAAACGGAAGUAGAGGGGAUGGAGGAAG